GCAUCCAUAUGGUGUAUCAGUUUUAUGCAAGUAAAAGAAUUGUCAGUUGAAUGUGAGAAAACUUUCCCAAAAUCAAAAUGUUUCCCAAAUCUGCACUAGUCUACUGGUUUGUGGACGCGAAACCACGUUGUGGCACCGUCGAUCACCACCGUUUGCGCAAAUGGGAGUUAUUUCAGAUGGAGCUGGAGGAGGGAAAUGCAUGUGAGGCAUUGUGGUCUAAAGGGAAAUGGAUCCCUUGUAUUAUUCUACGCUUCGACGAAACUAGAGACGCCAAAGCACUGGAGAAUCGAUAUUUGGCGGACCAGAGCGACAUCGACCGCGAGGAUUCCAACGGUCGCGAUGCAGCGGAGAAUGUGGCCCAGAAGUGCGGUGUUACACUCCAAGAUAUGCGAAAAAAGUAUAUUGACUCGCUGGCUCGGCCGCUAAAAGCUGGAGCGAGAGGCAGGAAGACAACGGUGCCCAAGGAACCUGCCACGAACUCACAGCGGGCAGCCCCAACGCCUGCACUGGCACCCGCCUCGACACGUCUGCCAGCCAUGCCACCCCUGCUUGUUCCAGCCGUAAAUCCAGCGGCCCCUGUUAUCCGAGCGCCCGAUGCUACUACUCCGUCUAGCGUUGCGGUUCUACCAUCUGUGCCAGUUCAGCGCAUUGCCGUGCAUGCAGAGGCUCAUCACGCUCGUGUUGAAGGCAGCACUUUGUCAGCCAGCGGAGAAAGCGCGGAAGCCGCUGCACAUCAGCGAAAUGUUGGGCAGCAGACGUUAUUCCGAGAACGCACCCCGGAACUGGCACAGCGAAUCGACGUCUUAAGCACCGACAUGCUUAAGUUAAAAAAAGAAGUGACUCACUUGAAAGACCAAAAUUCACAGCUAGUCGCUGACAACUUGAAACUUGGAAAACAGCUGCAGUCACUGGAGUCUCGGGUGGCGUCUAAAAGUCGGGAGAGUGCCGAGGACAAAGAUCUAUUGGACAAAAUGAAGCAGCAUACGCAGGUACCGUAUGCCAUCAAAGCUGGACUGCUGCAUUUUUUUAAGGAGGAGGAGUUGGUGUACGGUGCGUUGACGGCAAAAGGCGCAGCCGCAUCGCUUAUUGCGCGGAACGUGUUAGAUGCCAAGUGCAUCAAGAGUAAGUGCUUGGUAUCCUGGUGCGCGUUUCGAAACAAGCCGGAGUUGACGGAUGAUAAAUUUCGGAAGAAGGUGACCACCUGUCUGGAAACCGCGAAAUGUAAUCACAAAGCCGCGAUAAAGCGCUUGGAAGGUUCAGGCGGAAGCAACGACGCCAGCAUGGACACGGGCGAUUCACUGAUGUUAUAAGCCAAAUACUAAUUUUGGGCAAUUUUGUAUUUUUUUCUCUUCUUGCCGUAUGCCUGGUUAUCUUGCCUUCCAGUUGAUAUCCACUUGAUUUUUAAUCUCCAGUCUGUCAAUUUUCGUCUACAUUGAAGUCAACUUAUUUUGCAAUUUUUUGUGCUAGCCGA
This is a messenger RNA of Paramacrobiotus metropolitanus, 1471 nucleotides long. RefSeq lists its product as uncharacterized. NCBI's taxonomy places the organism in Eukaryota, Metazoa, Tardigrada, Eutardigrada, Parachela, Macrobiotidae. The transcript is spliced from 6 exons. The coding region runs from base 78 to 1310 and encodes 410 amino acids. The record is from RefSeq and is a predicted model, not a curated record.